AUGGUGUCCUCCUUGCUUGUCUUAAAUGGAAAGCUAUCUGCUGAAGUUGAGCCAUUCAUCCCUCAGAAGAAAGGGACUGAAGCCCUUGCAAUUCCAAUGUCUCUACCAGGUGAUGGUGGAAGCGUAGGUGGACUUGAACCCACUCCUAUUCCAAGCUACCUUAUAACCUGUUACCCAUUUGUGCAGGAGAACCAGUCGAAUCGGCAAAUUCCAUUAUAUAUUAAUGAUAUAAGAUGGCAACAAUCAAACUCAAACCCUCCUGGACCCUACCUUGCAUAUCCGAUUGUACCUGCUCAGCCACCUGUAUCAACAGAAUACAUGUACUACCAGCUAAUGCCUGCACCUUGUGCUCAAGUCAUGGGAUUCUAUCACCCGUUUCCUACUACUUAUACCACACCCCUUCAAGCAACCAAUGCAGUCAAUACAAUCUCAAUCGAUUGCAAUGACAGGGCAAACCAACAAACUCCCAUCAAUGUGUUAUCCAACCAGCGAAGCAGAAAUACCACCAGACCACCCCUUAUCCACAAACCUCCACAGCUAGGUGUGCCACAGAUUAAAUGCAAGAGGCCUCCGAUGAAAAGUGUGGCAGUACAAAAGGAAACUUGUUCAUCGGGACCAGACAGUCGGUCCAAAAUUGUUCUCUUAGUGGAUGCUUGCCAGCAAACAGAUUUUCCCAAUGAAAUUGCCAACAAAUCACUCUCUGAAAGUAUGGGUGCAGUACUAUGGAAAACAAAAGCAAGACGCCGGCGGUCCUCUCAUCCUGCAGCAGAGUCAUCCAGUGAGCAAGGUGCAAGUGAAGCAGAUAUCGACAGUGACAGCGGAUACUGCAGUCCAAAACACUGCCAGGCAGCUGCGGUGUGUUCUAGACAUGCAGACUGUACUGCCUCAACUGUCAGUAUUGCAGAGCCAACAGUUUGCACAGCUGGAGGAAGUUGGGCCAGUGUGGCCUCCCAAGCUACUCAGAAGAAGCCUUGGAAUGAAAAAAGUCAGGUUUUCUGUAGAGGCGGAAGACAGGCGGAACUUCGAAAUAAUGCACAGCUUGGGUAUCGUAUGAGAGGACAGAGCACAUCAUCAGAAAGAAGACAAAGUAUUCAAAGGAAGCAAGAAAGUAAAUCGGGGACCACAGCACAGUUAAACCGACCAGACCAGAGUCCUGAACAGUUGCACUUUGAGGAUGAAGAUGAAUUUCCAGAAUUGAACAGCAGCAAUGGGUGUUCUAGAAAUGAGAGCACACAGCCAAAGAUGAACGCUAAAGUGUUGGACAAUUUACCGGAAAAUUCUCCAAUUAACAUUGUUCAGACCCCGAUCCCUAUCACAACAUCUGUACCAAAGCGAGCUAAGAGUCAGAAGAAGAAAGCACUUGCUGCUGCACUGGCCACUGCCCAGGAAUACUCGGAGAUUAGCAUGGAGCAGAAAAAAAUCCAGGAAGCUCUGUCGAAAGCAUCUGGAAAGAAGAGCAAGACUCCAGUACAGCUAGACCUUGGAGACAUGUUGGCAGAAUUAGAGAGGCAGCAACAAGCAAUGAAGGCUCGUCAGAUAACAAACACCAGACCUUUAUCCUACACUGUUGGCAGUGCUGUCCCAUUUCACACCAAAGAACAUACAAACAGGAAUGUGUUUACAAAGGCACAGCCUUUUAUGGGUUCUCCAAAUCCUUUGGACUCCACUGCUCCAAGGAUCAAAAGAGGAAAAGAAAAAGAAGUUCCAAAAUUAAAACGUCCAACAGCGCUUAAAAAGAUUAUCUUGAAAGAAAGAGAAGAAAAGAAAGGACGUUUAACUGUGGAUCAAAGUGUUUUGAGUUCAGAUGAACAAAAGGAUAUUUCUUUAAGCUUUACUGAUGAUCAGUCAGAGGAGUUGGCAUCUCAAGAAGAUGCAGGUCUCAGUGCACCAAGUGAUACCUCUCUGUCCCCAGCAAGUCAGAACUCCCCCUACUGUAUGACUCCUGUAUCACAGGGCUCUCCAGCAAGUUCUGGGAUUGGUAGCCCCAUGGCUUCCUCAGCCAUCACCAAAAUCCACAGCAAGAGGUUUAGAGAGUAUUGCAAUCAAGUACUAAGUAAGGAGAUUGAUGAAUGUGUAACUGUGUUGCUGCAAGAACUGGUCAGCUUUCAAGAGAGAGUAUACCAGAAAGACCCAAUGAAAGCCAAGUCGAAAAGAAGAUUAGUUAUGGGUUUACGAGAAGUAACCAAGCACAUGAAGUUAAGCAAGAUCAAGUGUGUUAUUAUUUCACCAAACUGUGAAAAAAUUCAAUCAAAAGGUGGAUUGGAUGAAGCCCUCUAUAACGUUAUUGCUAUGGCCAGAGAGCAAGAAAUUCCUUUUGUUUUUGCUCUGGGAAGGAAGGCACUGGGUCGCUGUGUAAAUAAAUUAGUACCUGUCAGUGUUGUUGGCAUUUUCAGCUACUGUGGGGCAGAGAACUUAUUCAAUAAUCUGGUGUCACUGACGGAAGAGGCCAGAAAGGCGUACAAAGAUAUGGUGUCCUCAAUGGAGCAGGAACAGGCUGAGGAGGCUUUAAAGAACGUUAAAAAAGUUCCUCACCACAUGGGUCAUUCUCGCAACCCCUCUGCUGCCAGUGCAAUUUCAUUCUGCAGCGUCAUCUCUGAGCCGAUAUCAGAAGUCAAUGAAAAGGAUUAUGAAACAAAUUGGAGAAAUAUGGUAGAAACAUCUGAUGGACUUGAAGCAUCAGAAAAUGAAGACUGUUCUGUGAGGACCAUGGAUUCAGAACACACCAUUAAUGUCCAAUCUGAUAGUAAAGCCAGCAUACCUAAACCAACACCACUGAACACUCCCGGUGUUGCUACCUCAGGCAUUAAACCUGGCAAGUUGACACCAGUGGAAAAAGAUGAGGUGAAACCAGAUGACAAUCUGGAAUGGGCAUCUCAACAGAGUACUGAAACUGGAUCAUGGGAUGGAAGCGGCAGAGAUGUCCUCAACUCCUCCAUGACAAGUACAACUAGCACUCUGGUACCAGAAAUGCUGGAGGAAGAUGAUGAUGAGGAAGAAGAAGACGAUGAGUAUCAGCAAGAACCUAUAUCAGUAAGCAGAAUAGAGUCCUGGGUUUCUGAGACUCAGAGGACUAUGGAGACACUUCAGCUUGUAAAUAGUCCUGAAGAGGAUAAUAUAGAGCAUAGCGAAGAUGAUGAUGAUGUGGAGCCCUCUGAACAUGUAGAUCCAGUUGUUGAAUGCAAGGAACGGACUGUGGAAAAGCUUCCUAGGAAUGGAUCACAGCCACAAAGCAGUGGGAGGGCGUUAUGAAAAGAGAGUUCGAAUUCUAAUUUUAUGUAAA
Messenger RNA from Nanorana parkeri, 3280 nucleotides. It is a transcript of the gene SECISBP2L, whose product is annotated as SECIS binding protein 2 like. The transcript has 18 exons. The record is from RefSeq and is a predicted model, not a curated record. Gene Ontology annotation, molecular function: ribonucleoprotein complex binding; selenocysteine insertion sequence binding; mRNA 3'-UTR binding. Bases 1 to 3249 code for a protein of 1082 amino acids. Lineage: Eukaryota; Metazoa; Chordata; Amphibia; Anura; Dicroglossidae. Gene Ontology annotation, cellular component: ribonucleoprotein complex. Gene Ontology annotation, biological process: selenocysteine incorporation.